CGUGUGCGGAGGAGUUUGUCGUGGACCGGCGGAGAGCGGCUGAACGUAUAGCUCCGGACGCAGCCCACCGGAAUGGCGGAGCAACGUCGCCGUAGCGCUGUUGUUGGUUGUGCUCUAGGAGCGGGACAUGGCGGAGACGGAGGUGACCGUGUCUGUGGGGGACAUGGUGGUGAUGAAGGCUUCUGAGGAAGAGGAGGUGGGGGCUGACGAUGCGAGCAAGACGCAAGUCAUCCUACAGCUGCAGCCUAUCACAUCUGGGGUUAGAGAUGAAACGGGGGAGUCAGGUACAACAGUCGUGGCAGUGGAGACACAAGAUGAAGCUUUGGUGGCAGGAGAUGAUGUUGAACUGGGAUAUCCUAUUACAUGUGGAGAGAGCAAAGCCGUUCUUCUGUUCAAGAAAUUCGUUUGCCCCGGAAUCAAUGUCAAAUGCGUGAAGUACGAGGACCAGUUAAUCAGUCCUAAGCAGUUUGUUCACAUGUCCGGCAAAGCCACUCUUAAAGACUGGAAACGGGCCAUCAGAAUGGGGGGAGUCAUGCUCAGGAAAAUGAUGGAUUCAGGUCAGUUAGAUUUCUAUCAGCACAGCACUCUGUGCACCAACACCUGCCGCAGUACCAAAUUCGACCUUCUUAUCAACAACACGCGGUUCCCUCCGGACAGCAGCGUGCUCAGCACUCCUUCCACAACCCACGGGCAGGUUGCCAUGGGUAACGGUGGGGAGGUCGUCAUGGUGGAGGAGAAAGCCGAGGAAGCGACCGGCUCUUUGGAUUGGAGUUCUGCUACUGUGGAAACUGUAGAGAAGAAGGAAGUAGCGGAGAUAUCUGAGGAGACGUUCAGCUUCUGGAAGGGCAUUGCAGAUGUGGGCCUCAUGGGGGAGGUGGUCAGCAACAUCCGUACAGAACUGCUGGAGCUGCUGAGGGGGGUGCAGCUCCGCUCUGACCAGGCGAACCUGCAGGACGCUGAAGUGGCCGUUCUGAGUAACCUCGCCCAGGUGUUUGGCCUGCUGGACUCCAUCAAACGCAUCCUGAGUGUUCGACGACAAAUGACCGAUCCAGGAGAGAAGCACGUCCUCAAAGCCCUGACCAGUUUAGAGCAGCAGCUGGAGGAGCAGAAGAAGCAGCAGAGCUGGUUGUCUCAGUCUCAGGCCCUCAGCAGCCUGCUGGCGCCCUCCUCUCCCCCAGCCAAACGCACCCCCAAACGCCCCCGGCUCCAGCGGCCCGCCUCCACCACCCUGCUGGGCUCCACCGUGGCCCAGCCUGUGACCCUCCAGCCCCAGCAGUUCACUGUGCUCUCCCCGAUAGCCCUGCCUUCCGUCGGACAGCCCUUCACCGUGGCCGGCUUGGCUCAGCCGCCCACCGCGGUCACUCUGCACGCCCUUCCUGUGGGCUCGCAGGUCUUCACGCGGAUCGCCACCGACGGAAAAGGCGAGACCAUCACACUCCACCCAGCGCAGGGGAUCACGCUGCUGGGCACGACGGCGGUGCAGGACCCCGGCUGCACCAUGGUCAGCCCCGUGGAGCUGGUGCGGCUGACCCAGGGCUCAGAGGACGAGAGCCAAGCUCACACCGCCACGGUCAUCGAGAUCGACCCGGCGCCGGUGGAGCACGGCGUGGGAGUCGUGGAGCUGCAGCUGGAAGCGGACGGCGCGGGAGGAGUGGAGGAGGCGACGCUGGCUGUGAAGGAGGGAGAAGGAGAGGAGGUGGUGCAGAGGGAGGAGGUGCACGGCCAGACGGAGGAGCUGCAGCUGGAAGCCAACGGACAGAUUCACAACCUACAGAUAUUAGUAGUAGAGGAGGAGCAGACACACGAGGAGGGCAAAUCCAAAUGAGAGAGACUGAUUAACCCACACAGAGCAGAAAGAUUUUGGCAGGUAAAAUCAUCUUAAAUCGAGGAAUUCAGUCAAUAAUAUCUCAUAUUUCUCAUUAUAAGACUAUUCAGCCUACUAAAAUUUGCUUAUUUGAAUAAAUAAUGUAUAAAAGAAGCUAAAUUAUCUGUGAAAUAGGAUUAUUUCGCAGCUUAAAGGGCCCAUAUCAAAUGAAAAACAAAGGGUUAUAUGGAAAUUAAGCUGCAUUGUUUCUGUGAUGUCACAAAAAAAACAACAUAUUUACACGUAUCUGCCUAUUCAGCGUUCAGCAAGUUGGAUUGUUUCAAACCAGAUUGCUUUGUCAAAGAUCACAACAGAGCUCAUUUACAUAUCAGUCUUAAAGGCACAGCAACUAAAACAGCCUGUUUAAUUCUAAGGGAUGGAGAAAUUGAAUUAUGACUUUUUAGUACAUAAACCAAUUAAAAUAUUAUAGGUGGACCAUAAAAACAUGCAAUAUGGGCCCUUUAAGUUGACUUAAAACAAGCAACAAUAAGUUAUAUUAUAAUAAUAAUCCAUAAUAAUUAAGUUUCAUGAGAAAUAUUAGAUGGUUAGACUAGGUUCAAGAUGAUUUCAUCAGCAUUUUCUGCAGCGCACACACACUCACUCAUGCACACUGACCCCUGAGACGGUCAGAGAUGCCGUUUGCACUUCGCAGCCAAGUCUGUUUUUUCUUUUUUGUAUUUUUUUUGUUUUGUUUUCUUUUUUUGUACCUACUUUCCUAAAAGUGGUCCGCAUGACCAAGUAUGAAAAAGAUGUAACUGCUUUUGUACGAGCAAGUCCAGUAUUACAUUUUGACCUUCA
Colossoma macropomum (tambaqui) is the source of this 2662-nucleotide messenger RNA. It is a transcript of the gene gmeb1, whose product is annotated as glucocorticoid modulatory element binding protein 1. Bases 128 to 1825 code for a protein of 565 amino acids. The transcript is spliced from 11 exons. The record is from RefSeq and is a predicted model, not a curated record. Gene Ontology annotation, molecular function: RNA polymerase II cis-regulatory region sequence-specific DNA binding; DNA-binding transcription activator activity, RNA polymerase II-specific. Gene Ontology annotation, biological process: positive regulation of transcription by RNA polymerase II. Gene Ontology annotation, cellular component: nucleus. Lineage: Eukaryota; Metazoa; Chordata; Actinopteri; Characiformes; Serrasalmidae.